UUGGAAAAGCAGUGGCUCAACUCUAAAGACGGGGGGCAGAUGGCGGGGGUGGUGACGAAGGAGUGGGGCGUCUCCAUUGCGGUGUCAGUGGUGGUGGUGGCGGUGGUGCAAGCAGCUCUUUUGGGGGUUACGGAUGGCGACUACGAUGGGAGUGAGGAAGUCAUCCCCAUGAACGUAUCAUCGCUAGAACCCACUGAACUCCUCGUAUCUUGGACAUUCGAACACAACCUAACAAGUUACUUCGAGGUGAUGUGGAGUCCACCUAACGAGAUGACAGAGAGUUCCGCCACAACCAACGACACUUCCUACAUCAUCACCGACCUCACACCACGCACAAGCUACACCGUCUGCGUCCAGGCCAUGGAUGCGAACGACACUGAGCUGGGUUACUCUGCCGACGUGACUGCUACGACAUCCACACCAGACUCGCCUCCUACGAAUUACUGGAUCGUGGCAGUGAGCGUGGCAGCGGUGGUGAUUCUGGUGGCAGCCGGAGUCGGUAUCUACGUUUUUAGGGACAAGCUGAGACGGCUGAAACCACGGAUAAGGGAUUCUUCUUCCCGCGGCUCUCGUUCGAGACAUGGACCGAGCAACUCCCCGUUCCCGGAAGUCAAUGCUGCUGCUGGCGAGGUGCGAACGACUAACCUGCGGAGGUACAUCAAGCGACUGGAGGAAGACACACAGAGACACCUUGAAGAGGAGUAUGAGCUCGUGCGGCAGCAGUCUGCCCAGCACCCGGCCCUGGCAGCUGCCGAGGACAUUAACAAGCCCAAAAACCGUUUCCGCAACAUCCUGCCCUUCGACCACAGCAGAGUGGCGCUUCCCUUGCUGGAGGGAGAUCCUUCCUCGGACUACAUCAACGCCAACUACAUAACGGACGCUCGUGGGAGGCAGCUGUUCGUGGCCUGCCAGGGCCCAACAGCCAGCACGGUGGGGGACUUUUGGCGGCUAGUGUGGCACGUCGGUGCCACGGUGGUGGUCAUGCUUACUAACUUACGGGAAAAGGGAAAGGAGCAAUGCACUCUGUACUGGCCGACGUCCGAGGAGCCGAGGAUUACUACCGGGGGCGUAACAGUAAGUAGACGAGGCGAGGCGGGCAGCGACGACCUAAGAGUGAGGAAAUUUGUUUUGCACAAGGGAAAGGAGCAGCGCCUGAUAAGGCAGUACCACAACACCUCGUGGCCUGACUUCGGCGUUCCCCGCCACGAACAUCACCUUCUGGACUUAGUCAGCGAGGUGCGGGACGCUACACCACGAGAUGGCUCUCCUGUUGUGGUCCACUGCCGUGCCGGUGUCGGGCGCACUGGCACCUUUAUAGGACUUUGGAACCUGAUGGACAUUGUGGACACACGGCAGCCACAGAGCAUCAACGUGCAGCAGACGGUGUUGGUGAUGAGGGAGUGUCGACCGCAAAUGGUGCAGACCCCGGAGCAGUACCUGUACUUGUAUAAGUGUAUUGCCGUCUACCUGGAACAUUCCACAACAUGGAGAAGAAAGGCAAGUCUCGACCCGUCAGGAGUGCAAGUGGCAGAAGAUUGCCAAGACUACAUCCUUUCCUUCGACAACCCAACCUUCACCGAGGAAGAGCUUGAUGAUGGUUCCGAGGCUUUGUCCGUCCCAGCUGGUGGUGUUGAGACGAUGCACUGCUGAUAAAACGACCCAUGACUGAGUGUGUUCCUGCCUCGGUCACUGUGUGUUGUGCUGGGGUCUGCUAACCUCACACUGGUGGCUUGUUUAUUACUGGUAUUGGUUUCAGGUGUCUCCUGUUUUGAUGCGAGUUAUAAUAAGCCGCGUCCACACCAGGCCUCGUGAGCCGGGCGCUCCUCCGUGCCGUGUUGCCAGGAGCUGAUUUGGGGCAGAGCGAGGGGCAGUACCAUGCGCUUCUGGCGAUCUUGGCAGUAGUUAUUACAGAGCACGGGGCAAAAGCUCACCAGGCAGCAGGCCGCCAGUAGCUGUAGUUUCUUUGGCAAUAUAUAGUUCAAUUUUCCUAAGCUAAUCAUAAAAUAUAUUGAUAGACAUCCGCACGAUUUUUUUCAAAAAUAUUCUAAAUAGAAAAAGAGAUUGGAGUCAAAACUGCAAAGCUUUUUUUAUGCAUGCCAUGAUGUAUCCUUUUACUCCAAUCUGUAUAAAGCACAACUCUGAGAACAUUUUACAAGUAAGUAAACAUUGGUAAAAAAAAAAAAAAUCAAUUUGUAAGGAUCGUCUACAGGUAUGGAUAUAAAUACAAAAAGAAAAACAAAAAAAAUAUGUAAAAUUUUAAACGAAGGCGAAGUUUCUUCUUAGCAACGUAAUUAAUUAAUUGGACCUUAAGUAUAUGAUUUUAAGAUGAUUUUAAUUAAUAAUGGUCAUGUAUAAUGUACGAUAAUGACUUUCAAACUAAAAGGAAUAGUAAUUAAAUUUGAUUUACAAUUAGAAAUGUCAGGGAUUUAUUUUUCAUAAAAACUUGCCAAAACA
Molecule: messenger RNA, 2454 nt
Organism: Eriocheir sinensis (Chinese mitten crab)
Lineage: Eukaryota; Metazoa; Arthropoda; Malacostraca; Decapoda; Varunidae
Product: receptor-type tyrosine-protein phosphatase alpha-like
Exons: 13
Coding region: 40-1650 (536 amino acids)
Biological process (GO): protein dephosphorylation
Molecular function (GO): protein tyrosine phosphatase activity; protein binding
Source: RefSeq, a predicted model, not a curated record